Hibiscus syriacus is the source of this 1323-nucleotide messenger RNA. Its product is annotated as U3 small nucleolar ribonucleoprotein protein IMP4-like. The coding region runs from base 135 to 1055 and encodes 306 amino acids. Gene Ontology annotation, biological process: rRNA processing. Gene Ontology annotation, cellular component: nucleolus; small-subunit processome; Mpp10 complex. Lineage: Eukaryota; Viridiplantae; Streptophyta; Magnoliopsida; Malvales; Malvaceae. The transcript is spliced from 10 exons. The record is from RefSeq and is a predicted model, not a curated record. Gene Ontology annotation, molecular function: snoRNA binding; rRNA primary transcript binding.
AACGUCGUCGUUUCAAAAGCUGCUGUGAAAUUUGUUUUCCCUUGACCAUCUAUUGAGAAAACCCUAAACCAAGAAACCCUAAACCCUGCAAAAUCUGGUGGGCAGUCUCUUCGCUUACAACUAAAUAAAAAAAUAUGUUGAGAAGAAAUAUACGAUUGAGGAGAGAGUAUUUGUACAGGAAGAGCUUGGAAGGCAAAGAGCGUUUGCUUUAUGAGAAGAAACGCAAGAUCAAAGAAGCCCUUGAUGAAGGAAAACCCAUUCCGACUGAGCUCCGCAAUGAGGAGGCCGCGCUUCGCCAAGAAAUUGACCUUGAAGAUAAUUACACCGCCGUUCCCAAAUCUCAUAUCGAUGAUGAGUAUGCAAAUGCAACCGUACGAGACCCUAAGAUUUUGCUGACAACAUCUCGGGAUCCAAGUGCUCCUCUUGUACAGUUUGUUAAGGAAUUGAAGUUCGUCUUUCCCAAUGCGGAGCGAAUGAAUCGUGGUGGUCAGGUUAUAUCUGAAAUUAUUGAAAGUUGCCGGGCACAUGAAUUUACUGAUGUUAUUUUGGUUCAUGAACAUCGGGGUAUACCAGACGGUUUGAUCAUAAGUCAUCUACCUUUCGGUCCCACUGCAUACUUUGGUUUACUCAAUGUGGUUACAAGACAUGACAUUAAGGACAAGAAAGCCAUGGGAACAAUGCCUGAAGCUUACCCACAUUUGAUUCUUGACAAUUUUAAAACCAAGCUCGGUGAAAGGACAGCAAACAUUCUAAAACAUUUAUUCCCAGUGCCAAAGCCUGAUACAAAGCGUAUCGUGACUUUUGCUAAUCGGUCUGACUAUAUUUCAUUCAGACAUCACAUCUACGAGAAACCUGGAGGUCCGAAAUCAGUCGAGUUAAAGGAAAUUGGUCCGAGGUUUGAAUUGCGGCUUUAUCAGGUAAAAUUAGGAACAAUGGAGCAGAGUGAAGCUCAGGUCGAAUGGGUUAUCAGACCUUACAUGAACACGACCAAGAAACGAAACUUCAUCGGAAACGACCAAGAAUCAGAUGAUAAAAGAAAGAAAAUUAAAGCUUAAGCUUUGUACCCUGAAAUUCAGUCUCAGGUUUUUGCAAAGAGAGGCACUAGGCAAUAUGAUGAGACCAAACAGUUGCUGACAUUGGAAGACAAAAUAAUUAAGGUAUUUGCCAAACUCUUAUGGCACAAUUAGAGACCAUUGAUUUUGUCUUGAUGAAAUGUUAAAUAAAAUUGCAGGUGGACAUAAACAGUCAAAGAAGAUGGGAUGAUAGCAUUUUGACAAAGGAGGAGGCAGAUGCAAUGGCUUUAAGCAAGAAAGAAGCUGCAAU